This is a messenger RNA of Penaeus chinensis, 1799 nucleotides long. RefSeq names its product bone morphogenetic protein receptor type-1B-like (gene tkv). The transcript has 8 exons. Gene Ontology annotation, biological process: dorsal/ventral pattern formation; BMP signaling pathway; protein phosphorylation. Gene Ontology annotation, cellular component: plasma membrane; signaling receptor complex. The coding region runs from base 1 to 1356 and encodes 451 amino acids. The record is from RefSeq and is a predicted model, not a curated record. NCBI's taxonomy places the organism in Eukaryota, Metazoa, Arthropoda, Malacostraca, Decapoda, Penaeidae. Gene Ontology annotation, molecular function: ATP binding; transforming growth factor beta receptor activity, type I; SMAD binding.
AUGAUUCUCAAGCUAGAAGGUGACUUCUGGUCCCCCUUCCACCCCCUCAGGUGCAUUCUUGGCAAGUGUAUGGCAUACUUGACAAGUCAUCAAAGACCGAAAAACAUUUCUUGCUGUAAUGAUUACGACAUGUGCAAUGAAGCUUUACGACCACAAAUCACCUCAAGGAUACCUACAGAAGCUCCAGCCAAGAAAAUUCCUGCCCUAUUAAUAACUUUGCCUGUAGCAAUUGUUGCUGUUUUGGCAUUCCUCAUGACGUUUUGGUACAAAUACCGACAGCGAGAAGAAAGUCAAUUGCAGGAGCUGAAAAAAGCUGCACAUCAGUGUUCAACCUUCUGUGGUUCACCAAAUGAAACUCUCAGUGAACUCAUUGAGCAGUCAUCUGGGUCUGGGUCUGGCCUCCCUCUUCUGGUUCAACGUACAAUUGCCAAACAGAUUCAUUUAGUCCAAAGUGUUGGCAAAGGUCGGUAUGGUGAGGUGUGGCUUGGCCGUUGGAGAGGUGAAAGGGUAGCUGUCAAGAUUUUCUUCACAACAGAUGAAGCCUCUUGGUUCAGAGAAACUGAAAUUUAUCAGACUGUACUUCUACGACAUGAAAAUAUUUUAGGUUUCAUUGCUGCUGACAUUAAAGGCACAGGCUCUUGGACACAGAUGUUGCUAAUCACAGACUACCAUCCACUUGGCUCCCUUCAUGACUACUUACAAAUAACAACACUGAAUUACUACUCUAUGUUACGGCUUAGUCUCUCCACUGCUUGUGGGAUUUCUCAUCUGCAUACAGAGAUCUUUGGAACGAAGGGAAAACCAGCCAUUGCUCACCGUGAUAUAAAGAGUAAAAAUAUCCUUGUUAAAAAGAAUGGAGAAUGCUGCAUUGCUGAUUUUGGUCUUGCAGUCAAAUAUGUUAGUGAAAGCAAUGACCUGGACCUAGGCACAAACCCAAAAGUGGGAACCAGACGAUACAUGGCACCUGAAGUCCUUAACGAAACCAUAAACUUAAGCUGUUUUGAGUCCUUCAAGAUGGCUGAUAUGUAUUCCUUUGGACUUGUCCUAUGGGAAAUAGUCAGAAGAUGUGCCAGUGAGAGCGGGGAAAAGUUACUCAUGGCCGAUGAAUAUCAGCUGCCUUACUAUGACUGUGUGCCACCUGACCCAUCAUUUGAGGAUAUGAAGGAAGUGGUUUGCACAAAAGGAAUUCGGCCAGAUGUACCACUGCGGUGGCAGUACAAUGAAAUUCUGAAAACGAUGGGGAAAGUAAUUCAGGAAUGCUGUCAUGCCAAUCCUGCUGCUCGUCUCACUGCUCUGAGAGUGAAGAAGACCCUGUAUAAGCUACAUGUUCCUGAUGGUACUGCAAAGAUUGUGUAAAGGUUCAAAAGAUUUAAGAAACUGAAGGAACCUGCAGGUAACUCUGGCCCAUAUCAAGAGAGGAAGACUAUGGACCUUGGUUGCUUUUGAGAAAGAAGAAGAAAAAUGUAAUUUUUUAAGAUUUGAAUAUUUAGAAUUGCAGAUUUAUGUAUAGUAAUUUUUUAGUAGCUUUUGAGAGACCAAAGGAAGCAUGGUAGUGAGAGUUAUUAAAAAAUAGUGGGUUUGUGAAGAUGUGUCAUUCUGGCUCCACAUGAUUGAAGAAACAAGUGCCUGGAGUGUUGUGUGAAUGCAGUAGAGUGAAUGUGAUGUAGUAUAUCCAUCAAGUAGUGUAUUAUUAGCCUUUAUAUAGCCUUGCUAUAGAGCACCAUGGAACUUGUCACUCAAACCCCCCUUUGGAAGUGAGAGAUAGAUAGGUGGACAUGAAAGGACAGUAUUGCUAGAAU